AUGUCGAAGUAUGCGAAGUUCUUGAAGGACAUCAUCUCGAAUAAGCAGAAGCUUGAGGAUAUUAACUGUGUGGUGAUGAAAGAAAGUUGCUCUGCAAUCCUUCAAAAUCGUCUGCCCACGAAAAUGGGAGAUCCUUGCAGUUUCACGCUUCCUUGUUUGAAAGGAAAUAUGUCUGUUAGCCAUGCAUUGGCUGAUUUGGGAGCGAGUAUCAACCUUAUGCCCUAUAAGGUUUUUACAAAGUUGGAUCUAGGUGAGCCAUCGCCUACACGAAUGAGCAUUCGACUAGCUGAUCAUUCCAUCAAAUAUCCACGUGGAUUUGUUGAGAAUAUGCUUGUUAAGAUCGACAAGUUUGUGUUUCCAGUGGAUUUUGUUAUCCUGGAUAUGGAUGAGGACUCUAGGGUGCCUUUGAUUCUCGGACGUCCAUUCUUGAAUACCGCCCGGACCAUUGUAGAUGUAGCUGCGGGCCAGAUUACACUCCAAGUGAAUGAUGAGCAUGUGACCUUUGACAUCAAACGGUCAAUGCAGCACCCGCAGAGUCAGGAUGAUGCACUCUACUAUGUUGACAUUGUUGACACGUAUAUUGAUCGUGAGGAUGCAGAAAAGUCAAAGCCUUCGGUUGAAGAUCCACCGUCUUCGAAGCUUAAGGAGCUUUCGCCCCAUUUGGAGUACGCAUUUCUAGACGAGGAGCGCCGUCUGCCGGUUAUUAUCUCAUCAUCUUUGACGGACGAGGAACAGAGCAGACUGCUUAGUGUUUUGCGACUUCAUAAGAAAGCACUAGCGUGGAAGAUUAUGGAUAUCAAAGGCAUCAAUCCUUCUUUUUUUUACUCACAUGAUUCUGAUGGAAGAGGAGUACAAGCCCUGUGCACAGCCUCAGAGGCGGUUGUACCCAAAUAUGCAAGAAGUUGUCAAAAAGGAGGUGAUUAA
This is a messenger RNA of Helianthus annuus (common sunflower), 924 nucleotides long. RefSeq lists its product as uncharacterized. The record is from RefSeq and is a predicted model, not a curated record. The transcript has 2 exons. Lineage: Eukaryota; Viridiplantae; Streptophyta; Magnoliopsida; Asterales; Asteraceae. The coding region runs from base 1 to 924 and encodes 307 amino acids.